Messenger RNA from Leguminivora glycinivorella, 432 nucleotides. RefSeq lists its product as uncharacterized. Lineage: Eukaryota; Metazoa; Arthropoda; Insecta; Lepidoptera; Tortricidae. Gene Ontology annotation, cellular component: neuron projection membrane. The transcript has 4 exons. Gene Ontology annotation, biological process: synapse organization. Bases 1 to 432 code for a protein of 143 amino acids. The record is from RefSeq and is a predicted model, not a curated record.
AUGGAUGAAGUGCCAUCAGCACGGAUCCUCGGCGGACCAGAUCUUCACGUGGACAUGGGGUCCACCAUCAACCUGACCUGUCUCAUCCAGUUCAGCCCUGAGCCACCCGCCUACAUCUUCUGGUACCACGAGGACGAGGUGAUAUCCUACGACUCGUCCCGCGGCGGCGUCUCCGUGGUGACGGAGAAGGGAGCGGCUACCACCAGCUACCUCCUGGUGCAGGAUGCGGCCCCGGCUGACUCUGGGAGGUAUUCCUGCUCGCCUUCCAAUGCUGAGGUCGCUUCAGUACGGGUUCAUGUGCUCAAUGGCGAACGGCCAGCAGCAAUGCAGACAGGCUCCGCUGGGCUCUCUAACAGCUCGCACUGCAUUGCGGCGCUGCUGACGCUGGCGGCCCUCCACGCGCGCUGGCUACGCUCGCGGCUCGACAGCUGA